This is a messenger RNA of Lachancea sp. 'fantastica', 2001 nucleotides long. NCBI's taxonomy places the organism in Eukaryota, Fungi, Ascomycota, Saccharomycetes, Saccharomycetales, Saccharomycetaceae. The record is from the annotation of a GenBank genome assembly.
AUGUUUCUGAAAAUUAGACAGUUCCAGGAUGCUUACGAUCGAAUUUUGAGGUUCUCAUCUUCACAUUCAGCUUGUCAACUGGUAAUUUUUGUUUCGUGUUUGAAUAUCGAUGCUCUGUGUGCUAGCAAGAUACUUGCGAAGCUGUUCAAGAAGGAGCUGGUGCAGUUGCAAUUGGUCCCAGUAUUCGGUUACGCGGAGCUCAAAAAGUUCUACGGAAAGCUGGACGAAAACGUUAACAGUGUCAUCUUUAUAGGAUGCGGUGGAAUGAUAGACGUGGAAGAGUUUCUAGAUAUCGAGGAACAGGAUGAAGAAGAUAUUGAAGAUUUGACAAAGCGCAAGAUCUACGUGCUGGAUACACACAGACCUUGGAAUCUGUUCAAUUUGUUCAGUUCGCGUAUGGUGACCUGUUUCGAUGACGGAACAGUUGAAGAAACGCUGAAAUCACAACAGGAGGCUUAUCUCAAGCUCAUAGAGCUCGAAAACCAGGAAGAUGUGGCUUCUGAAGACGAUGUAGAUGGAGAUGGAGAGGACAGCGAUCAGCAAGAUACUGACGACGACAGCGAAAAUCCUACAAUGGACGAUGACGAUGGUGAGAAUGACAAUAGUACUAAUAACAAGAAUAAUAAUAAUAAUAAUCAUAAUGAAGACGACAACGACGAUGAUGACGAUAAUAGCAAGGGCUCCGGUACCGCCAAGCGUCAAAUUUCUAGCGGACGAGAUUCCAGAAAGGAAAAGAAAGCGCGGAAAAAGCUUAUGAACCAAUAUGAGGAUAUCAUCGAAGACUACUAUGCCCAAGGGACCUCUGUGUCCAACUCGCUAUCCGCCCAGGUUUACUCGCUAUUGUCUACACUCGGAGAAACAAGCAUAUCAUACCUGUGGCUAACAAUUUUGGGAGUUUCUUCGCUGGAUGCCGCCUACCCACGGAUUUAUAACCAAAUUUUGCCGCUUUUGCAGGACGAGGUUCGGCGUCUUUCGCCGCAUGAGACACAAAAGACUCCCGACACACUCUCGUUAGAAAUCCAACCGGAUUACUAUCUUUUCAUGUUACGGCACUCAUCGUUGUACGACAGUUUUCUCUACUCUAACUACGUUAACGCCAGACUUUCGCUAUGGAAUGAAAACGGUAAGAAAAAACUGCACAAAAUAUUUGCACGUAUGGGCAUUUCCCUAUCUACGGCUCAAGAAAACUGGCUGUAUAUGGAUAACAGCGUCAAGAGAGAAUUGGGAACUAUUUUUGAUAAAAGCCUUGAGAGAUACGGUCUUCAAGAGAUUGUGCGCGACGGAUUCGUGCGUACGUUUGGAUAUCGUGGUGCAAUUAGUGCGAGCGAAUUUGUGGAGGCAAUAACCGCACUUUUAGAAGUCGGACAAGCACUUGAUUCCAAAGAUAUCACCAAAAGUGAUGGUCCCGCUGCGGCAGAACGGUCAAAUACAGAUUUGGAAGAUGUCAUUACACGUAGAGAGCGGAAAUGGGUCAGUAACUUCUGGUUGAGCUGGGAUGCGUUGGACGACAAUAUAGAAUUGAUGCGGCGUGGUGUUAAACAUGCACAGUACUUGCAACGUGCAGUUUUCAACACAGGCGUGGUCGUUUUGGAGAAAAGACUCAUCAAAAACCUGCGAUUGUAUCGAUUGUGUGUCUUGCAAGAUGGACCCGAUUUGGUUCUGUACAGGAAUCCACUAACGUUGAUGCGGCUGGGGAACUGGAUUCUCGAGUGUUGCGCUGAGAAAGAUGACCGUCAACUAUUACCCUUGGUACUCGGCAGCUUCGAUUCAUCAGCAGACAAAUAUUUGGUAGCGGGGUUGGCACCCAGGUAUCCAAGGGGUAUUGAUAAUCUGGAGAGUCGCAAACCGCUCUUGAACAAUUUUAGCAUUGCGUUUCAACGGAUAGCUGCAGAGACCGGAGCCAAAGUGAGGAUAGACAAUUUCGAGAGUUCCAUUAUAGAGGUGCGGCGAGACGAUUUGUCGUCUUUCCUCGAGAGGUUGACUCUCAGUGGGCUUCUAUGA